GGGGAAGCGACAUCGACGUUGACAGGUACACGUGCUGCAGGUGAUGAUGACAGAUUAAAGCGUCACGUAGCAGGGGAAAAUAUUUAUUAUUAAACAUCAACAGAAAAGUGCGGUUUGGCGCUGGGUUCCCGUUAAUUUAUAUAAAAAAGGCAUCUCCAUCCUUUGAUUUGUGUCUUCCUUGAUAUCUGUGGAGCUCACUUCAGCCGUUGUGAUCCAGAGACCGCCAUGAUUUUGUUGACACCUUCCUCCGAUGAAGAAUCUCUUGAACUGCUCUGGCUUUGGAAUCUCAGGAAGUUCAGGGUGAAAAACACUUAAAGGGUUGCUCUACUGCAACAUUUAAAUCUAUUGUAACUUUUUGCAGUUCAUCUGAGCACGCUGUCUUGGACGGUACUAUGACAUGAGAGAAAGCAAGAUGAAAAAUUUGAUGAAAAUUACUUCUUUGUUGUGGGCAGAGGGAGUUAUUAUUUAAUUUUAUUUAUUCGAGAUUUUUUGUUUCUGUUGUAUCUUGCUGACUAAUAGUGUUGUAGAUUUCACUGUCAUCGGAAUUGCAAAAAAAACAACUAAAAAUCAAAGCCUAAAGCAGGGGUGUCCAAACCUUUUCCACUUUAAUAUUUUUGUACACCAACACAGAUAGAUAUGCUAAGAAAUGAUAUAUAUUUCAAGGAAAAAAUUCAUCUCAGCUUUGUGAUAUAGGACAUGAUGAUGUAAUGAUAAUAAGAAUGAUAAAAAGUGUAUCAUUAGUAUGAACUUUGGUCUUUGCUCUUUUUUCCUCCAUUUUUUGUUGUUUUUGUUUUUUCUUGUUACAGUUCUGUUUCUUAAAUUUUCCAAAUAUUCAACUUUCUUUUUAAAUAAUCUUUGUGAAUUUUCUUCUCAUAAUACAGUGGAAUCUGGGUUAGCGUCUGCCCCAGUUAGCAUGUUUUUCAGCUAACGUCAAAAAUUUACGCCACUAUUAUGCCUCGGUUUGCUUGCAUUCCCCGGUUAGCGUCCAAUAUGGCGCGCGUCUUGUUGUGUUAUUAAUACAACGUGAGUACAACUGUGUUCUUAAUGUAUUUUUUUUUUUUUUAACACACACAUCCUAUUAGCUAGCUAAACAAAAUGGCAACCGGAACCGAAAGUUAUGUCGCCUAUGAUGUCAUCAGAGGUUGACUCUCAAGAAUGUUAACGUUUUUAUAGUUUUACAAUUAUAGUUUUACAUGCAUAAAACAAUUCUAAAUGCACAUAAAUGACGACUGAAAGGGAUAAAGUAACAUUUCAGGUUACGUUUAUCUUAAAGGAAGACAUGACUGUUGCCAAAGACACAAUGUGGCAGCAAGAUCAACCACUCCCACCUUCAUGUUUUCAGUCAAGAAUCACGUCUUCAUUGAAGGCAAAAGUAACAUUAAAUGCUCAUCUAGCCUUUUCAUCAUUUGUAUGUAUUUAGAAUUGUUUUAUGCAUGUAAAACUAUAAUAAAAUAAUACGUUUUUAUCUUAAUAUUUUGACUUUAUUCUCGUAAAUUGAAAGCUGUUUUUUCAUUUCUGCUGUUGUUGUUUUUUUAACAUUUUCCAAAUAUUACAACAUUCUUGUUCUACAUUUUUUUUUCGUGUAUUACUUUAUUCCGAUAAUAUUUUGACUUUGUUUUUGUAACUUUCUAACUUUUACGAAACGUAAUUUUCGAAAAAUUACAACUUUGUUGUUUUCUUAGUUUUUCAUAUUACAACUUUAAAUAUAUUUCAACUUGAUGCUACUAAAAUGACGUUAUUUUUUUAUUAUAUUUAUUAUUAUUUAUAUAUAUUUAUAUAUAUUUAUUAUAUAUGACUUUUUUUGUUUUCUUGUUAAAUUAUGUUUAUAGAAUAUAAUUUUAAAAAACAGCCAAGGGUGGCAAACGGCCCCCGGGCUGCACUUUGGACACUCCUGGCCGAAAGCAACAACUAUUUUCAUGUAAAGCAGGGACGCUUCAUUUACUAUAAAGUCCAUGCUACAGUGGCAUCAAUACGAUCGGAACUGUUGGCUGCUGCCACGACCUUGUCGUAGGUCACCGCUUUUGAUUGGUGCUGGCAGACAAAUUGAUCUCACGUCUGGUAUGUGUCAAUGCAGUUGGUGCAGCUCACAUUCUUCAUAUGUGUUAGUCCGCUAAAUGUCUGUUGUUUGUCCCCCCCACACCAGCACUGUGUGUGCAUGUGUGUUUGUUCGUGUGUUUGACCCCAAUGUGAUCAUGUUUCACAAAUACUUUUUGCAUGGAACGAUAAUAAUCAAUAUGACACUUGUUGUAAGCUUAGCUGGGAAGGGGGCACUUUAAUAAUGCAUGCUGUAGGCCGCACAUGACACACGAAUGAAUGAAUGCAUUCUAGUGAUGGAUGAAUACAAACAGUCUGUGUCUGUCCAGUAAACAUACGUCUUGGUAAGUGAUGAUUCUUCAGUUCCAAGUACUUUCAACUACUUUCUACAGUGUGUAUUUUGAUACCCUGCAGAAUGGCUCGUAAUAUAUUUUUUUUUAGAAAAAGAUGUAUUCAAGCCAAGACUUGACGGGAAUAAAAUGAUCAAACGGUUCACAUGUAGGCAACCGAAGGUCAGCUGGUAUGAUCACAGUUGACAGAAUGGCUACCAAUUGCUACUGUUGUCUGGUCUCAGGUCUCUUCCGGUGCACCAACAAGCUCUUUCUCAGUGAUCAAACCACAGGACUCCAGAUCAAGGAGUUUGCGCGUAGAAAUGCUGCAAACGUGCUGUCGGUUGCCAACAUGGUCAUGGGCAUGGCCUCCAUCCUGAGCAGCCUAGAUGGGCACAAUCACGCUGCAUGUUGGCUGGUUCUCAUUGGCUACCUGCUGGAUUUGGCAGAUGGAGCCGUUGCCAGGCGACUAGACGCCUGUUCUGCCCUGGGUGCAAAGCUGGAUGACUUUGCAGAUUUCACUACCUUUGGGAUUGCCACAUCUCUGCUCCUGAGGACACCUGACCUGCUGGAUAACAUCUUGUGCAUGUGUUAUGUCCUCUCUGUGUUUGUUCGCCUCUGUUUCUUCUCAAGCGGGAUUCCGUUCAUGUAUCGUGGUCUGCCCUGCAUCUACUCCUCUGCCAUCCUCGCCAGUGCCUCACUGCUGUCAGGCGGAAACACGGCCAUGCUGCGAGUCAUCGCUGUGGCCAUGAUCCUCUUUAUGAUCAGGCAGAAUUUCUACCCCCAUGACCGAGUGUUGGAGUCCCAGGCCUGGAAGAAAGUUGUCUAUGCGGGGGGAGUGCUCAUGCUGUUCUGCUCAUCCUUCGCCCCUGCUUGUGUGUACUACCUGCUGUGGUCCGUCUCUUACAUUUUGUUCCCAACAUCUCUUUGGAGCAGUAAAGUGUAAAAGCAGGGCAAAGAUGGACUCUUCCAGGCUGCUUCAACCUGCAAGCUCAUUCAGCACAAACAGAACACCAUGUAACAUUUUUUUUUUUUUUUGGAAUGGAAGUCUUCUGUCAACUCCAUAUGAGUUGAACCUUCUGCAAGCCAUGGUUCUCUCCAAGUUAGUUUUUCUUUUAAAGAUUAUUUCAUGCACAAAAAGUCCCCCCAUGUAGCCCAAGUCAAAUACUGACUUAAUCACACUGUUUUGUUGACCUUGUUUGUGUUGAUUAAACAACAUGAUAGCAGCAACCUGCUGAAUACAGCGACUAUGUAGAAAACUAUGUAAAUGUUUGCAUAUAUUUAGAUUUAUGUGGGAGUUUGCACUGUAAAUUUGUAGUUAUUUUAAUAGAACUCUUUACUGAAAAACUGAAAAAAAAAUACAAUACAAAUAUUUCCUUUUGCUGUGUGUCACUAAAUUUUUGAAAUAAAAGAUAAAAUGGAAUGUGUGUUCUGUGUCAUGAUCUUGAUACUAAAAGUUUAGAUUUUUAAGGUUUAAUCUUUAGGAAUAUCCAUCCAUCCAUUCUCUAUACUGCUUGUUCUAUCUUUAGGAAUAUACAUUGUAGAUUUAAGAUUAACUGCAAUACUACACACUAAAGCAUGUUGCAAAUCUUCAUUAUUCAAAGAUUCUUGUCCUCAGUGAUUUUGUCUUUCCCCCCUGGGGCCGACAGGACCAUUUUCCCCCUGCUUUUGAAAUACUAUUGAGAACCUGAUAAUUUGUAUUUGUUUGUACAAACCAUUGUAUGAGUUGCUGGCACCAGUUCAAGCAU
Messenger RNA from Dunckerocampus dactyliophorus (ringed pipefish), 4111 nucleotides. RefSeq names its product transmembrane protein 269 (gene tmem269). Bases 2557 to 3309 code for a protein of 250 amino acids. Gene Ontology annotation, molecular function: phosphotransferase activity, for other substituted phosphate groups. The record is from RefSeq and is a predicted model, not a curated record. Gene Ontology annotation, cellular component: membrane. The transcript has 7 exons. Lineage: Eukaryota; Metazoa; Chordata; Actinopteri; Syngnathiformes; Syngnathidae. Gene Ontology annotation, biological process: phospholipid biosynthetic process.